AGCUAGGCGAGUGACUGUGCGUGGGACGAGGUCUCGUGAGUGGAUGAGGACAAGAGAGAGAGACAGAGAAGUGUGACUUUAACUUCCAGACACAGGACAGACCACUCUGGUGUGGGGGCAGGUAGUGAUAAGGCAAUGGGGGAGCGCUAGGAGGGAAAAAUUACUUUCAGGGAGGGGUAGGAAUUUUCGGGAAGGAGACGUUUAUGCAGAGUUUUGGAAGACUAGCCGCCUACCGGAACCUCCAGUCUUCCGUCUUUGUUCCUCCCAGGCGGAGGCGUCCUCCCCUCCGCCCCAUUCCCCGCGGCACCUGCGCCUGCGCGUGGCCGCGCCCUUUCUCUUAAACCCGCCUCUUCCGGCCACCUCUGGUCGCGGGGGGGUGCUGUGUGGCGCCCUGGCAAGAUGGCGGCGUCCGAGAAGAUGAUGUUUCCGGAGAAACCAAGCCACAAAAAGUACAGGGCCGCCCUGAAGAAGGCGAAACGAAAGAAACGUCGGCAGGAACUGGCUCGAUUGAGGGACUCAGGACUCUCACAAAAGGAGGAGGAGGAUGCUUUUAUUGAAGAACAACACCUAGAAGAAGAGAAGCUGUUGGAGAUAGAGAGGCAAAAAUUACAUGAGGCGUGGUUACUUCGGGAGCAGAAGGCACAAGAAGAAUUCAGAAGAAAGAGGGAAAAGGAAGAGGCAGCUAGAAAACGGCAGGAAGAACAAGAGAGAAAAUUAAAGGAAGAAUGGGAAGAGCAGCAGAGAAAGGAGAGAGAAGAGGAGGAACAGAAGCUACAGGAGAAGAGAGAAAGAGAGGAAGCUGUGCAGAAGAUGCUGGAGCAGGCUGAAAAUGAGUUGGAAAAUGGUGCCACAUGGCAAAACCCAGAGCCACCCAUGGACUUAAGGAUAAUGGAGAAAGAUCGAGCUAAUUGUCCAUUCUACAGUAAAACAGGAGCGUGCAGAUUUGGAGAUAGGUGUUCACGUAAACACAAUUUCCCAUCCUCGAGCCCCACACUCCUUAUUAAAAGCAUGUUCACAACGUUUGGAAUGGAGCAGUGCAGAAGGGAUGACUAUGACCCGGAUGCCAGCCUAGAGUACAGUGAAGAGGAAACCUACCAGCAGUUCCUGGACUUCUAUGAUGAUGUGCUUCCUGAGUUCAAGAACGUGGGGAAAGUGAUCCAGUUCAAGGUCAGCUGCAACUUGGAACCUCAUCUGAGGGGCAAUGUGUAUGUUCAGUAUCAAUCGGAAGAAGAAUGUCAAGCAGCCCUUUCCCUGUUUAAUGGACGAUGGUACGCAGGACGGCAGCUCCAGUGCGAAUUCUGCCCAGUGACCCGAUGGAAAAUGGCAAUUUGUGGUUUGUUUGAAAUACAGCAGUGCCCACGAGGAAAACACUGCAACUUCCUGCAUGUGUUCCGAAAUCCCAACAAUGAGUUUUGGGAGGCUAACAGAGACAUCUACCUGUCUCCCGAUCGGACCGGCCCCUCCUUCGGUAAGGGCUCGGAGAGGAGAGACAGGACGGGCCACCACGAGGAGUACUAUGGGAGGCCCAGGAGGAGACGGAGCCCUAGCCCAUCGCACUCCUACAAGAGGAACGGGGAAGCAGAGAGGAAAAGGAGAAGCAGGCGCCGGGGCCAGAAGUCUCACAAACACAUGGCAAGGAGUCGCGAGAGGCACGUUUCACGAAGUAGAGCAAGGAAAAGGGCCCGCAGCCGGGGCCGGGGCAGCGGGAGCCAGAGCUCCUCUAGGUCCAGGAGCCGUGGCAGGAGGAGGUCAGGCAGCAGAGACAGAAUUCUUCAGAGUCCCAAAUGCAAAUAAACGUACUUUGUUCUUACAUGAUUGUAGAUCUUCUUUAUGAGGGCUGCUUCAUACUGGGGCCUAGGGGGCUCUGAGCUCAAUGGCUGAGCAAGUCUGGCAGAACCCUAUUUAAAAAGGCCUUUAUGCUCUGAUAAGCAGUGUGUUUGGUAUAGAAAACCUAGACGACCUACAGUGUACGGAUAGCCUGAAAUCACCUGUAAUCCUAACCCUUAGUGAGAACGUUAACAUGGGAGCAGUGCUUACGCCUUCAUUUCCUCCUCUUCUGCGUCUGCACACGUGGUUUUUUUUUUUUUUUCACAGAAAGAUCAUAUAUGGCUGCAGUUGAAAAUGUUUUUUUCUCCUCCACCAAACCUCCUAUUUCAUCAAGCCUCUUCUUUUUCUCACUGCCCAGCGUGGACCUAUCCCUUUAUUCAACCAUACCCCUAUUGUUGGAUUUUAAAUUACCUUUAAUUUUGCACUAUUAAAGAAUCUAGUGCUAUAAA
Messenger RNA from Leptonychotes weddellii (Weddell seal), 2276 nucleotides. NCBI's taxonomy places the organism in Eukaryota, Metazoa, Chordata, Mammalia, Carnivora, Phocidae. The record is from RefSeq and is a predicted model, not a curated record.